AUGGUGCUCAAUAAGGAGACUCGCCAAAUCAAGUUUUCUAUUCAAAAGCCCAAACGGGCGCCCCUCAAGCGCAGCGGCCAGCCGGCGUCGUGCAAGAAGUGCGAGUACCAGCAGGCCGAGCGCAAGGUGCUUCUCAAAGAGUCUGCCGUGGCGGAGAUGCGCGACCACGCGGCCCAGCUCGCGGCCGAAAACAUGCGGCUGCGCGCGCUGCUCGACGACGCGGCACCGUGCAAGGGCCACAGUCUCGUCGACGCCGAGCUGCACAGCGCGCUUUUGCAAGAUAACCCGGCAGCCAUAACCAGCAUCGCCGUUGUCGUGUCCAAGAUCGGCCACAUCUGCAACGUCGCCGUUGGCGCCGCAGAUGCACAGGUGUUUCUGCCCUUCUACAACGACGCCGUCGCCGCCAUCGACGCGUUUGAAGCGUACACUGCCGGCUACUACUUCUUCAACGGCGGUGCGCUCAAACAAAAGCUGUACGAGUUAUACGACGCCGACGAGAUCGAGAGCCUGGCCUCGCACACCACCGCGCUUGCAAUUUGCCAGCUCGAGCUCGUCCUCGCCCUCUCCGAGCUAUUCCAAAACCCCAAAUCGUGCACCGCUCCAGUUCGGUUGUCUGGGCUGCUUCUGGCUUCGGGAACAGUCCAAAAUGCCGCAGAUACCGACGGCCUCGAGACUCUGCUGCUGUACAGCUACUUCCUCCUCCAGACGCGCGGUCUCGACGCCGCUGGUUAUAUUUCGCAAGCCGCGCGUCUCGCCCUCACGCAUCAGUACCACUGUGACGCCGAACAGGACCACUCUGCUGCCACAGAGCACCGCCACCGGCUGCUCUGGACAAUAUACGUCCAGGAACGCGUCAUUGCCGCGGCCCACGGCUCGCCAGUGCUCCUGUGCGACCACGUGCUCCGAUGCGAGCUGCCCGGCACUGCCCGUUUCGAACACCAGCACCCGUUCGUGUUCCCAGACCCAGAACCGCAGCUCGAGCUGGUCGCCGUAACCAAGCUCAACAGCACUGUCUUACGUAAGCUGCACCCGGGACCCGCCAGCUGUGUAACCACGGUGCGCGAGAUGGUGGUGGGUCUGCUGCGGUGGAAGCGCGCCGUGCACGAGAGUGUCGACUGCGACUACAGUCUCAAGGAGGUGCACAAUUCGCGCGCCACGGCAAAUAUCAUGCUGGAGUACUUCCAGGGCCUCAAUCUCGCCGUGCGCCCGCUGCUGCUCGAGCUUUCCGUCGCACAGCGCGGCCGUGGCUUUAUUAGCCUGCACGACUGCCCGAGCACACAGCUUUCUCUGCUCAAUGCGUCGUUCCAGGCCUCCAUGAACACCGUGCGGUGUCUCUGGAGCCUCUGGGAGAGCGGCCAAUUCGUGCAGGGCGGCCGCUCCGACUUGGAGUAUCUGUAUGGCGCCGUGGCGACGCUCGUGCUGUUCAAUGUGACGUUCGGCGUGCAUGAGACCACGCGGUUCCACAUCGACCACGCGCUCGCCGUGAUGCACGGCCUGGCGCAGUGCGACGGCGCGCGGCUCGGCCGGCUGUUUCUGGCGCAGACGCUUGCGCUGCUGGAGGCUCUGGACGGCAGCGAGCGCCCGCUGCUGGAGCGGUACCGCACAGACAGCCCGCCAGCAAAGCACAGGGGCUUCGAGGCCAACGUCUCGGUGGACGAGAUGCUGUCUGCUCUGUUGGUCACGUGA
This is a messenger RNA of Ogataea haglerorum, 1686 nucleotides long. RefSeq lists its product as uncharacterized. The record is from RefSeq and is a predicted model, not a curated record. NCBI's taxonomy places the organism in Eukaryota, Fungi, Ascomycota, Pichiomycetes, Pichiales, Pichiaceae. The transcript has 2 exons. Bases 1 to 1686 code for a protein of 561 amino acids. Gene Ontology annotation, biological process: DNA-templated transcription; positive regulation of transcription by RNA polymerase II. Gene Ontology annotation, cellular component: nucleus. Gene Ontology annotation, molecular function: sequence-specific DNA binding; zinc ion binding.